Messenger RNA from Lytechinus variegatus (green sea urchin), 2956 nucleotides. Its product is annotated as 2-methoxy-6-polyprenyl-1,4-benzoquinol methylase, mitochondrial-like. NCBI's taxonomy places the organism in Eukaryota, Metazoa, Echinodermata, Echinoidea, Temnopleuroida, Toxopneustidae. The coding region runs from base 35 to 1024 and encodes 329 amino acids. The transcript has 7 exons. The record is from RefSeq and is a predicted model, not a curated record. Gene Ontology annotation, molecular function: methyltransferase activity. Gene Ontology annotation, biological process: ubiquinone biosynthetic process.
UUUUGAAUUGUGAUGAUCACACCGGUAUUCCAAAAUGGCAGCGCCCAUGAGAAUUUUUCGUGCGUGUUUCUCAAGCUCUCGCAAACUUCAUACCGGACCGCUUAUCUCAGCAGUCAAUGCUCGAAAUUUCACUUCCGACGAUGCAUCUCCAGAGGAUAAAGGUGAAACGCAUUUUGGAUUCGAAAAUGUUUCUAAAGCAGAGAAAACUGAAAAAGUGCAUCAAGUGUUUUCCAGUGUUGCAGACAGCUAUGACACCAUGAAUGAUGCAAUGAGUCUUGGGAUUCACCGUUUAUGGAAGGAUUAUUUCAUCCAGGUCCUGAAACCAACCCCUGGAACUCAGUUAUUGGACGUUGCUGGUGGGACAGGUGACAUAGCCUUCCGAGUAAUAGACUACAUGAACAAUCUGAAGCAAGAUCCAGAGUUUACAGAGGAAUGGCCGGAAGAGAUAAGAUGGUCUGGGUUGGAGACGGGAGAAGAUGCGAUCCCCCAAGAUAGAGAUGAGGAGGGGGCGGGGCAUACAAGGGUUCCGGAACAUCAUGUGACUGUAUGUGAUAUCAAUGAGAAUAUGCUGAGAGUUGGGAAGAAGAAGGCUAAGCAGAGAGGCAUUCACAGUGGUAUAUCAUGGGUUUGUGGCAAUGCAGAAGAGCUCCCCAUCGCAGAUGACAGCAUAGAUGCAUACACGAUAGCGUUCGGUAUAAGGAAUGUCACAAAUAUCGACCAGGCACUGGAUGAGGCUUACAGAGUGCUUAAACCAGGGGGUAGAUUCCUUUGCCUAGAGUUUAGCGAGGUCCAGAAUUCAGUCUUAAGGAUGGCCUAUGACAGAUAUUCUUUUGAUGUGAUACCAGUCCUUGGAGAUGUCAUCGCUGGUGACUGGAAAUCAUACCAAUACUUAGUAGAGAGCAUUAGACAGUUUCCUAAACAGAAAGAGUUUUCCGCGAUGAUUGAGGAUGCCGGUUUCAGCCUCGUAAGACAUGAAAACCUUUCUCUUGGGAUUGCUGCAAUACACUCAGGAUUCAAAUUAUAGGAUACCAUCAGAAAUUCUGACAUUGGUUGAUUGGUAAAUGUAAGGGAUUGCAAAGACAUUCUAUCAUCUUCCUGAUGAUGGACGAGACUGAAUCGUUGGAUUUGAUCUUUGUAACUGUUAGUUCCUUCGUAAAUCCAAAGGAUUGUAAAGACAUUGUAUCAUCUUCCUGACUUUGUCACCUUUCAUGAUGGAUAAACUAGCCUGAAUUGUUGGAUUAAAUCUUUGAAUGCAUCAAAGACUGAAGAAGACUUUGUAUCCAUUUCUUGGUAAACCCAAGAGAUUGUAAAGACAUUUCAACAUCUUCCUGACAUGACUUCAUCAUGUUUCAUGAGUGAUGAACUAGCAUGAACUGCUCCUGGAAAACCUUUAAGAUCACAUUCAGUAUACGGUAGUACAGGAGCACAUGUAGACACACAACCUGAUAACUCGACUCUAGGGGAAUAUUUCCUUAAAGCGAGAGUUUUUUUUUCAGUGAAAGCAAGAGGGACUAGGUUUUUCAGUUGGGAAGUAAUUUGGGAGGUAUCUGAUAUAUUCAGAAUGACAACCGACAUUCAAAUGGCAGGAAGGAAGGAAUAAAUAUAUCAAAGAUAACAUGGAAUAAUAAUGAGAAGAAUAAUAUGGUGAUAAAAGACUCCCAUAUUUGUUGUCAUGAUAUUUUGCAGUUGAAAUCACUUUUCUUUCAAUCAUUUCUCUCCAAAGGUACUAAUCAAACCUAUCAUGAAGAGUAUCUUAAUAAUUGUUAAUUUUACAUUCACUGACAUCAUCAUCCAGAGACAUGGUGUCUUUGGAGAGUAUUUUCAUCUUAAGUAAUUUCAAAUGUUGAUCGAAUUGGAAAUUUGUCCUUGCCCAUUACAACUUGAAUGUAAUAUUCAAGACUUUUUAAAUGUACAAUCUGGUCCUUUGGGUUUAUGGGGGGGCAAGUGAAUUAUAUUUGAAAAAAAAUAUGUUUUUAAUGAGAAUUCUGUUGUAUUUUGAUUUAAAGUUUAUAUCAUCUUCACUGAUUGAAAACUUCUAGCUACUGAUUCUAUUUGAUUCCAUUUUGCCUCUGAUGAAGAUUCUGCUAGGAUCGAAAGCUUAGGUCCUUUUUGACUUUCUAUUUGAUAGUGAAAUAUCUAACAUUGUUUGAUCAAUACCUAAGAGCUCUUUGUAGUUGAUUUCUUUCCAAAGAGGAACCACUUUUUUAACCCCCCCCCCCCUCCCCUUCUCAACUGUUUUUCAAUCCAAUUUUUCUCUCUCUAUCCCCCUCCCUCUCUCUCUAUCAUGUCCCACCCUCUUGCUCUCUAUAUACCCCCCUUUCUUUCUUUUUUUCUUUCUUUAUUUCUUUCUUUCUCUUUCUUUCUUUCUUUCUCUCUCCGUCAGCCUUAUUAGUUAUUUAACUCUUGAACUAACAAAAGACGAAAGCAAAAUUCUCGUACAAUAAUUAUCAUGACCUUUAUUUUGUAUCAUCUUAAAGAAUUAGACUUAUGUUUCUGACUACGUAAAUAACAUGUACAUAUGUAGUGUGCAAGGUAUAUCUAGAUCUUAUUGAAAGAUGGAAGAGAGAAAGAGACAAAGUGAAAGAGAGAGGGGGGGGGGCAGAGGAAAGAAAACUAGUAGGAAUACUUGAUAAGUAGGAAUGUUCAGUAAAUGACACAAAAUAAUGCAUACUUAAAUUUAUUUUGAGUAAUCAAAUUUCCAGGUGCACGAGUUACUUAAAUUUUCAUUUUUUUAAUAAGACAAUAUUCUUAACUAAUUGAUUUCUAGAAAGUGAUAAAAGUAUUUUAAAGAUAAAUGCAGUACUAUUAAACACUCAUUUUGAUUUCCAUUUAAUACAGCAAUAGAAUCCAUUCACCUCUGCAGUAUUGUAUCACUAAAAUGAAAUCUCAUAAACAACUUGGCAAACAAAAUUUUAACGUGAAUUCACAAAUGUUUAGUUCAAUAAAAAUAAAUAUA